UAUGCAUGUGAGAGUCUGCACGUAAGCCUUCAGACUUUUCUUUUUUAUAAAUCCAGCCCCAACCACCAGAUGGCCAACAGAUAGGACCAGGACGGAGCACCGGAUUCAUCUUCUCACCGUCACCGAGGUUCACGGGGACCACUACGGACACAUUCCUGCUGCAGGAUGCUCGGGAUUAGGAUGGAGCUGCCGUGUUUGUGUCUAUUGAUGCUGAGCUGCCUACAGUCGCUCUCAGCCCACAACGACUUCUUCACCUCCAUAGGCCAGAUGACAGAUCUGUUAUACACGGAAAAAGACCUGGUCACGUCUCUGAAGGAUUACAUCAGAGCGGAGGAGAACAAACUAGAGCAGGUCAAAAGGUGGGCUGAUAAGCUGGACUCUUUGACAGCCACAGCCACACAGGACCCCGAAGGCUUCCUGGGACACCCUGUGAAUGCCUUCAAGCUGAUGAAGAGGCUCAACACAGAGUGGGGGAACCUGGAGAGUCUUGUGCUCAGUGACACCACUGAUGGAUUCAUUUCCAACCUGACCAUCCAGAGACAGCAUUUCCCCACAGACGAGGACCAGACCGGAGCUGCUAAAGCUCUCCUUCGGUUACAGGACACGUACAGGCUGGAUGCUAACACCAUCUCUACGGGAGAUCUACCCGGAGUGAAGCACAAGAGCCCCAUGACAGUGGAGGACUGUUACGAGCUGGGGAAAAUUGCCUACUCUGAUGUGGAUUACUACCACACAGAGCUGUGGAUGGCCCAGGCCCUGAAACAGCUGGACCAGGGAGAGGAGUCCACACUAGACAAGGCCACUGUGCUCGACUACCUCAGCUACGCCAUCUACCAGCAGGGGGAGAUAGAGCGUGCUCUGGACUACACCAAGAGGCUGCUUGAACUGGACCCAGAGCACCAGCGCGCCAAGGGCAACCUGAAGUACUUUGAGUUCCAGCUGGAGAAGCUGAAAAAGGCCAAGGAGGAAGAAGUUGAAAAAGAGAAGACGACGGAGGAAAAGGAACCGCCUAAAAAGAGGACGAAGAGGUCCAAAAAGACAUUUUCUCUGAUCCCGGAGAGGAAGAAGUACGAGAUGCUCUGCCGUGGGGAGGGUAUCAGAAUGACGCCCCGCAGGCAAAGUCGACUCUUUUGCCGUUACUAUGACAACAAUAAAAACCCCAUGUACGUGCUCGGACCUGUUAAGCAGCAAGACGAGUGGGACCGCCCUUACAUCGUUCGCUACAUCGACAUCAUCUCCGACGCAGAAAUUGAGAGAAUCAAGCGACUGGCAAAACCACGAUUAAGGCGAGCCACGGUGCAUGACCCCGAAACUGGGAAACUUACCACAGCUCAAUACAGAGUCUCCAAGAGUGCUUGGCUCACUGGCUAUGACGACCCAAUGAUUGAUAAGAUCAACCAGAGGAUCGAGGAUCUCACAGGGCUGGAGAUGGACACUGCAGAAGAGCUGCAGGUGGCAAAUUACGGUGUCGGAGGUCAAUACGAGCCUCACUUUGACUUCGGAAGGAAAGACGAGCCAGAUGCGUUUAAAGAGCUUGGCACUGGGAAUCGCAUAGCAACGUGGCUCUUCUAUAUGAGCGAUGUAUCAGCAGGUGGAGCCACAGUAUUCCCAGAUGUAGGCGCCUCAGUGUGGCCUCAAAAGGGUUCUGCCGUGUUCUGGUACAAUCUGUUCGCCAGUGGGGAGGGAGACUACAGCACCCGACAUGCUGCUUGUCCAGUGUUGGUGGGCAACAAGUGGGUAUCAAACAAGUGGAUCCAUGAAAGAGGCCAGGAAUGGCGGAGACCCUGUGGCACAAGUGAAACCGAAUGAUGGAAAAAGACAGCCUCCUCCUCGCCUCCCCGCUCCUCUCACCACUUCCUUGUGAACCACCCAGGACCAAAGAACACUGCUGCAGAUCACAGAUGAUACAAUGUGUCCUAAUGGCUCACUCCCUCAUGACAAACACUGAUUUUUUUUUCUCCCCUCCACCUGUUAGUCUCUGAGUCUAGAGAUUGUUUUUAAUGCCGAGCCCCUGGACAGUAUUAGCGUUGCUGUGGCAAAUAACAUUUUUUUUUUUUUUUUUAAAGGUUGUUGGAUGGUUUUAAAAGAACAUUUGUCACUCCCGUGUGUCUUUUUUUUGCACUCUGAAUGAACUUGAGCGCUGUGGUGAGGUUAUUUUUCACUAGCGACUGUUAGGACGAGCUUCCUCCACUCUCUAUGAACCUUAAAGGGACAGUUUACAUUUUUAACUUGUCUGAUUCAUUGCAUUAAAUACGUCUCUUUUACACGUAGCAAAGGAUUAAACAAAAUCCGAGCUGUAAACUAUUUUUUGUACUUUGUAAAAUGACGCGCUCCACUUUCCGAGCAGUUUAAUUUGCUCGGACUUUCCGAAAAACUGGCACACUCUUUCACACUGGUUUCCUCUUUUUCUUUGUCUGCAUGUGGGAGCAAUUUCUGCUACUGCUCCUUCAACUUAGAAUUAAAAACUAAACAUAGUGCUGUGUGGCAGGAAUAAAAUGGCAUCCGGUGGUGUUGGUAUUGGUAUUGUGGGUGAUGUGAAAAAAAAAAAUUUUCAUAAGAGCUGAUUUAAGUUGCAUGCUCGGUGUAUGCAGUAUGAUAUCAUAGGUUGUUCUGUCUCAGUGCUAUACUGUUUCUUCACUCUUGGCAUUGCACUAGAAUGUAGAGCCUGAACAAAUGCACGGGCACGUUUCCAGACACACUCCCAAAUCUGCAUGAAAUAUCGAUUUCAGAAAUGCAAUCUGAAUGUCCCCGAGUUGGGCGGAAGAAGAAGAAUGAUGGAAAAAACGAAAUUUAGGCAAUAAAUACACCACACUGAUCCGUACCAUAUUGGCUGUUUGUUGCACGGAUGUGAGCGUGUCCGUGCUGGCCAAUUCUUUCAGUGUUAGAACAUGUGGGGUUCCCAAGGAAGAAUCAUUUUUAUUUAUAUGUCUCCAUUUUUAUGUGGUUUAUGUGCAGAUUGAAAGUCUUUUUUUUUUUUCUACAAUAAAGGUUUGUUUCAUUGA
Molecule: messenger RNA, 3002 nt
Organism: Mugil cephalus (flathead mullet)
Lineage: Eukaryota; Metazoa; Chordata; Actinopteri; Mugiliformes; Mugilidae
Gene: p4ha1b
Product: prolyl 4-hydroxylase, alpha polypeptide I b
Exons: 15
Coding region: 166-1809 (547 amino acids)
Biological process (GO): peptidyl-proline hydroxylation to 4-hydroxy-L-proline
Cellular component (GO): endoplasmic reticulum
Molecular function (GO): L-ascorbic acid binding; procollagen-proline 4-dioxygenase activity; protein binding
Source: RefSeq, a predicted model, not a curated record